AUGGCUCUAGGCGCAAAAGCCCCGGCCAGGCAAACGGUCAUCAUUGCCGCCGUGCUGGUGACGCUCGUCUGGUUCCUCGCCCUAUACACGAGGACCGACUCCCUUACUACUACUCCUCGUCAGAAUUCUUGCAAGACCACCAAGCUCAUCAUUCUUCUCUUCUCCCCUUUUCAGACACAUGCGACGGCGGCGGGCGAGGAUGCCCAGGACGUAUUAGAGCUCGACCCGGCCGUUGUACCACCAGCACACACGGUGAAACCCACGAAACCAGCCAACCCAUACAUCACCGAGGGCCAGCUCAACCCCUCUGGCCGCGCCCUCGAUGGCCCCCUCUCUCCGCCCGCCGACGAUCCAUGGCGCACCCUCAUCCUCUACGCCUACUCCGACACGCCCGAAUCCCGCGAGAACCUGCGAUAUUUCCUCCGCCACGGCCUACACUCGGCGGCCGACUUCAUCUUCAUCAUGAACGGCAUCGACAAUGAGACCGUCGCUUCCUUCCAGAUCCCUGAGGGCGCCUCCAACAUCCGCACGGUGCUGCGCCCGGCUACAUGCUUCGACCUGGGCGCCUAUGGCGAAGUGCUGCGCAGCAAAGAGCAAUGGACGCAGGCGGGCUGGGGCGCAGAGCGCAUCCCGCUCUGGAGGCGGUACAAGCGCUUCAUCAUGCUCAACUCGAGCGUCCGGGGGCCCUUCCUCCCACACUGGGGCCAGGGCGCCUGCUGGUCCGACCUCUUUGUCCAGCGCGUCACCAUCGACACCAAGCUCGUGGGCCUGACCGCCAACUGCUGGCCCUUCUUCCACGUGCAGGCCGACGUGUGGGCAACAGACUUUGUCGGCAUGGAGCUGCUCAUCAACCCGCCCUUGCCCGGCCCCAACUCGACCGUCGACGACUUUGCCGACUGGUUCGCCCCCGUGGGGCUCGCCGAAUGCUACCCUGACCUGAGCCGCGCCGUGCACGCCGAACUGGGCGCCACGCGCGUGAUACUGGAGGCCGGGCACAAGGUCGACCUCAUGAUGAGCGCCUUCCACGGGAUCGCAAACUACAGCGCCGUGUGCAGCCCCCAGGAGCAUGCGGAUCUCUUGUACAAGGACAAAUACUUUGGCACCAACGUGCAUCCCUACGAGACGGUGUUUACCAAGACGAACCGCGAUCUGGACCGGACCCUGCUUGACAGGUUGACCGAGUGGCACUGGCAGAGCGAGUGGACAAGUUGGGAUGCCUGCGGGGCGUUCUCAAGGUGGUGAAAGAGACAGAAAAUGCCGCUGGGGGAUGUCCAUGCGUCUAUAUAUAAAUAAAUAUGCUGCGCGGGCUCAUGUAUUAUAUGAUCAGGCGGUGCUCUACUAUCUGAGCUUUAUCAACGCCAUUAGACUGUUGUAUUAAGGGAAUAGCUUCUCUAUCACGAGGCCUGCGUCCUAAUCGAGAAUAACUUGAGGAUCUUAAAUAUAUU
Molecule: messenger RNA, 1445 nt
Organism: Cryphonectria parasitica EP155
Lineage: Eukaryota; Fungi; Ascomycota; Sordariomycetes; Diaporthales; Cryphonectriaceae
Exons: 2
Coding region: 1-1242 (413 amino acids)
Source: RefSeq, a predicted model, not a curated record